UUCCGGCCGCGGCGGCAGCGCCCUGGUUUCUGCGGACUGAACACCUAUCAGCCGCCGAGCCCCGCGCCCCCAGCUGUGCUCCUAUUGGAAUCCUUUGCAUCGCCAACAGCUUCCCCUGUUCGGACUUCUUUUCCAAAGUUGCCGAGAGUUGCAGAGGGAACUGCUCUUCCGUCCUUUUAAAGCGCCCGUGGAUUUAGGGUUUUGUGACCCCCACGACCCGCACUCGUUGCUCCCCAGCCGACCUCGCCCGAUCAUGGUGGUGUUCAAGAAGAUCAAGUCUUUCGAGGUGGUCUUCACCGACCCCGAGAAGGUGUACUGCAGCGGGGAGAAGGUGGCCGGCCGGGUGAUGGUGGAGGUGUGUGAGGUGACGCGGGUCAAGGCCGUCCGGGUGCUGGCCUGCGGGGUGGCCAAGGUGCUGUGGCUGCACGGGUCCCAGCAGUGCAAGCAGACCCUGGAGUACCUGCGCUACGAGGACACGCUGCUGCUGGAGGACCAGCCGACAGGUGAGAAUGAGAUGGUUAUCAUGAGACCUGGAAACAAAUAUGAGUACAAGUUUGGCUUUGAGCUUCCUCAGGGGCCUCUGGGAACAUCCUUCAAAGGAAAAUACGGGCAUGUAGACUACUGGGUAAAGGCUUUCCUUGAUCGCCCCAGCCAGCCAACGCAAGAGACAAAGAAAAGCUUUGAAGUGGUGGAUCUAGUGGAUAUCAACACCCCUGAUCUGAUGGCUCCCGUGUCUGCUAAAAAGGAGAAGAAAGUGUCCUGCAUGUUCAUUCCUGAUGGGCGGGUGUCUGUCUCUGCCCGAAUCGACAGAAAAGGAUUUUGUGAAGGUGACGAGAUUUCCAUCCAUGCCGACUUUGAAAACACAUGUUCCCGAAUCGUGGUUCCCAAAGCUGCCAUCGUGGCCCGCCACACUUACCUUGCCAACGGCCAGACCAAGGUGCUGACGCAGAAGCUGUCAUCUGUCAGAGGCAAUCAUAUCAUCUCAGGAACCUGUGCAUCAUGGCGUGGCAAGAGCCUCCGGGUGCAGAAGAUCAGGCCUUCUAUCUUGGGCUGCAACAUCCUCCGAGUUGAAUAUUUCCUGCUGAUCUACGUUAGCGUCCCUGGCUCCAAGAAAGUCAUUCUGGACCUGCCCCUGGUGAUUGGCAGCAGGUCGGGUCUGAGCAGCCGCACGUCCAGCAUGGCCAGCCAGACCAGCUCCGAGAUGAGUUGGGUAGAUCUCAACCUCCCUGAUACCCCAGAAGCUCCUCCUUGCUAUAUGGAUAUCAUUCCUGAAGACCACCGGUUGGAGAGCCCCACCACUCCUCUGCUAGACGACACAGAUGGCUCUCAAGACAGCCCUAUUUUUAUGUAUGCGCCCGAGUUCAAGUUCAUCCCACCACCUACCUACACGGAGGUGGAUCCCUGCAUCCUCAACAACAAUGUGCAGUGAGCAUGUGGGAGAGAAGAAGCAGCUGUAUCUACUUGUUUCUUUCCGCCUCUUCCUGGACUCUUACUUUUUCAGAGACUCAACAGUCUCUGCAGUGGGGUUGGUCCACCCCAGCCUCUGACUCCCCAGCGUAGGAGGUGACCAGCAGGCAGUCUAGUCUCCUGGGCCUUAAAGGAUGCACACCCAUCCUCAGCCAGCCAAGAUGUUGUGAUGUCGGGGUGUUUGCUAGAUGGGUUUAAAAACAUAGGCCCAUCCCAUUUUCUGAGAUCGCCUUGAAAAUUGGGGCAUAUUGAGUAGUUUUGAAUGGCCUCCUGGCAUGGUCUUCCCAAGAUUUUUUUGCAGGGGAAUAUAUAUAUAGAUCGUUAUAAUGAUACCAGAUCAUGAACGUCUGUAUCAUGUGGAGCAGAAUCAAUGUAGCAAACUGGGAAAAUGGAAAGGGGGGAAAAAUCAUCUUCAAAACUUUGGGAAAAGGAGGUUCUUAAAAUCAUCCUUGCCCUUUGUAAACUUACAGCAAAAAAAAAAAAAC
This is a messenger RNA of Myotis brandtii (Brandt's bat), 1952 nucleotides long. It is a transcript of the gene TXNIP, whose product is annotated as thioredoxin interacting protein. Gene Ontology annotation, molecular function: ubiquitin protein ligase binding. Gene Ontology annotation, cellular component: cytoplasm. The transcript is spliced from 8 exons. The record is from RefSeq and is a predicted model, not a curated record. Gene Ontology annotation, biological process: protein transport. Lineage: Eukaryota; Metazoa; Chordata; Mammalia; Chiroptera; Vespertilionidae. The coding region runs from base 254 to 1429 and encodes 391 amino acids.